This is a messenger RNA of Manis javanica (Malayan pangolin), 1198 nucleotides long. It is a transcript of the gene SHISAL2B, whose product is annotated as shisa like 2B. The record is from RefSeq and is a predicted model, not a curated record. Lineage: Eukaryota; Metazoa; Chordata; Mammalia; Pholidota; Manidae.
UCAGCAGCGAGAGCGAGAAGCGCGGGCAAAGCGACCAGACAGCAUGUGGACGGGGGGCGGGGGGAGCGGAGCAGGCCCGCAAAGGCCGACCGCCCGGGCCGGCGGGGCCCAGAUCCCAGGAGGCAAGCGGGACCCGCGAGGUCCCGGCCGGAUCGGGGGCCUCGCGCACCCCUGCCCGCAGCGACCGCGAUGGGCGAGGCGAGCCGCGUGUGCUCCGGCUACUACAGCCUCAACCACAGCUUCGUGGAGCCCUUCGAGUGCCCCCGGCGCGGCGAGGGGGCCGCCCUGCUCUACUGCUGCGGCUUCGCCGACCUCAAGUACUGCUGCAGCGAGCCGGGCAGCUACUUUCCCUACAAGCACAGCUACAUGUGGAGCCUCAGCAUUGGUGCCCUGAUUGGAUUGGGAAUUGCUGCCCUCGUUUUACUUGCCUUUCUCGUCAGCGUCUGUGUCCUUUGCUAUUUAUUUAUGUAUACAAAGCCUCGAAGAUUAGACACUGGCCUUAAACUUCAACACCUGGAGGCUUCCUCCACUCAAGAAGGCAACUCAAAUAGGAAAACCAAAGCUCCCUAUUCAAAUGCAGCAUCAAAUUCAACAAAUGAAACAUCCUAUGAAGCUGAUGAUUUAAUUCAAGAAAAAAAAAUGGAUGAAACACAAAUCAACAUUGUGUAUUAUUAAAAAUCCUGUGUUGUAAAAGCUCACUGUAGAGAUGCAGCAAUAAAGAGUACACUUCAAAUACAGUUCGUAAUACUUUUCAAAAACUUACCACUUAGAAAGCAGGACACAGCUGCAUUUCUCAUCAUUCAAUUAAUUUAUUAAAAACUAAGAUCUUUGAUAGAGUUUCAUGUGUAUAAGUUUACUUUUAUUUGCUAAUUAGGAUGUUUCUGCAUUACAUGGAAAUUAUGCUAAUACUUCUGGAGACAUAAAAGAAUUUAUCAACACAGAUAAAGAAAUUUAUUAAGAUACAAUGAAAAAUCUGUGUCACAUGACCAGCAUUUCACAAUUUUUUGCUAUUAGAAACAGUUAUUUUCUAAGAGAUGGUACUGGACAGGUAAAUCUCAGGGGGAAUAGUCUUAUAACCUAGAGGUGGCAUGUUAAGACUCUUAGAAGCCUUUUUUAGAGGAUUUCUUGGGCACACAAAGAAUAUAUUGCCUUUAUAAAAGCUAACAUCUAAUAACAAAAUAUAUCACAAUGUAUAAUC